AAGACAUUAUAAAGUCACCCGCCAUCUGCUCUUAUCAGGAACCUCAUGUCGAAAGCAUUAUGUUCAUACGUUAAGAUCUUGUAUCAGUGAGACAAGACAUCAUCCGAUUGCCCGGGUUAAUCUCGUGACAGAUUUUUGCCCAAAGAAAUGGCUAGAAGAGUUGCAUCUGUGCUUUUAGUUGUCACUCUGAUUCUUUUCCUAGCCGGAGAUGUGCUGAGCCGCCUGAUUGUUCUGAGCGAUUCGUCAUCUCCUAUCCUCGUUUCUGAUGGAGUUGGAACUACACAGAGUCGAAGCGCCACAUUCUUGCUCAAACCUUUAUUCUCAUCGAAGAGCUGCGAUGAGACGUAUGGGUUCCUGCCCUGCACGAGCACCAUCCUGGGGAACGUUUUCCUCAUUCUUGUGUACGGUUAUAUGAUGUUUGUAUCGGCUAAGUUGUUGUCUGAUGGAAGCGAGAUCCUGCUCCAAGUGCUCGGCCCUGGCAUUAUCGGUGGCCUCUUUCUGCCAAUCCUCAGCUCACUUCCUGAUGCUGCAAUCAUUCUUGCAUCAGGAAUCUCUGGGAGCAAAGAAGAUGCCCAGGACCAGCUCUCUGUUGGCAUGGGUCUGCUCGCCGGAUCCAACGUUUUGCUUCUGACAGUUCUGUGGGGCACUUGUCUCAUGGUCGGAAAAUGUGACAUUGAAAACUCGAUUGCAGUUGAUGAAAAGGACACGAAAUCAUUCAGCUUGACAGGAUCGGGGGUGUCCACCGAUAUAUGGACGAGCUACGCUGCGAGGAUCAUGGUUAUCUCAGUAAUCCCUUUCAUAAUAGCCCAGUUACCUGAAGUCCUCAGCAGUGGCUCACAGAGUCGGGCGGCAAUUCUGGCAUCGUUCAUCGUCUCAAUGUGUUUGUUGAUAUCUUACAGCGUCUAUCAGGUUUCCCAGCCGUGGAUCCAGAGGAGAAAAUUCGCGUAUGCAGUACACAAGCGAGUCAUGUCGGGAAUUCUUGGGCAGCUCAAGUUACGUACGAUUGGCAGACUUCUCACUGAUGAGGGCAAGCCCAACACCGAAGUCAUGGAGAAGCUAUUCGAGAAGCUAGACAAGGAUUCUGAUGGAUUCCUAUCGCCAGAGGAGAUGAGAGGCCUCCUGGUUGGGAUCCAGUUUGAAGAGAUGGACAUGAAUUUUGAUGAUGCGGUCUCAAAAGUGAUGAAGGACUUCGAUAUUUCCGAGGAUUCCCACAUAAAUAAGGAGGAGUUUGUUCGAGGAAUCUCCAAAUGGCUUCAUAAAGCUAUGCGUUCCAAAGGUCAUUUCCACUGCGACGAGAGUUCAAAAAUUACGAGACUUCUGAAUAGCUUCCAACGGCGAGCGCAGCAAGAGUGUGAUCUAUUGGUGGAUCAAGAAGAUAGCGUGGUCAGUUCAGACAAGGAAAAAAUCAAGUGGAACGUCAUGAAGGCGGUGCUGAUGUUGCUGGGCGGUACUGUUAUUGCUGGUGUAUUUGCAGAUCCGCUCGUGGACUCUGUCGACAAUUUGUCGACGGCAACAGGCAUUCCUUCAUUCUUUGUUUCCUUUGUCAUUUUGCCCUUUGCAAGCUCGAGCGAGGUGGUCUCAACUCUGAUCUUUACCAGUAGGAAGAAGUUGAGGACUACAUCUCUUGCCUACUCUGAGAUAUACGGAUCGGUGACCAUGAGCAACACCCUCUCCCUAUCUGUGUUCCUUGGACUGGUCUAUAUUCGUGAGCUGGAUUGGAAUUUCUUCUCGGAAGUGCUAAUAAUAUUUAUCGUCUGCGCAGUGAUGGGAAUCAUCGCUAGCUUCCGAACCACUUUCCCCCUGUGGAUCGCUCUGUUGGCUUGUGCACUUUACCCGCUCUCAUUGGCUAUGGUCUUUGUUCUCGACUAUGUUCUCGGGUUAUCCUAGACUAGCUAGUUCAUGCAUAGAGAUCGAUACGUAUACAAGUCGAUAUUCAUCUUCUUUUUUAAUCUAGUUUUCGUACCUGGAACUUUCCGUCGAUAAAUCUUGUAGAUGCUUAAGGCACGGCUUUGUGGAACAUUCACCAAAUUCUUAACUGAAACAUAAUAAUGCCUCGAAUGGUCGACAUAAA
Punica granatum (pomegranate) is the source of this 2071-nucleotide messenger RNA. The record is from RefSeq and is a predicted model, not a curated record. Lineage: Eukaryota; Viridiplantae; Streptophyta; Magnoliopsida; Myrtales; Lythraceae.